Choloepus didactylus (southern two-toed sloth) is the source of this 4531-nucleotide messenger RNA. It is a transcript of the gene STAT2, whose product is annotated as signal transducer and activator of transcription 2. The coding region runs from base 413 to 3067 and encodes 884 amino acids. The record is from RefSeq and is a predicted model, not a curated record. Gene Ontology annotation, molecular function: DNA-binding transcription factor activity, RNA polymerase II-specific; RNA polymerase II cis-regulatory region sequence-specific DNA binding. The transcript is spliced from 24 exons. NCBI's taxonomy places the organism in Eukaryota, Metazoa, Chordata, Mammalia, Pilosa, Megalonychidae. Gene Ontology annotation, biological process: type I interferon-mediated signaling pathway; response to peptide hormone; regulation of cell population proliferation.
UUCAGUCGUGGGCUCUUCCAUUAAUUGAACUCCUUCCCUCUGCUCUUGCGGGGCGGGACUUAACAUCGGCUUUCUCACCAAUCACUGGAGCUGGAGGUGUGGUUUAGGCUCCGUUUGCCCCGCCUCUCAGCGUGGGUGGAGUUGGAGCAGCACCAAUGACCUCGCAGCCUGAGGGAGCCAAGGAGGGGCUUGGCUGAGUGGCAGCUUGGGCCGAGAGGCUUGGCAGGGAGGGCGAGUGCCUGGUUUCAUCUGCCCACUGGCGCCUCAGGGAAGGGGCGGGACCAAAGGGCGGGCUGAAGACCCGGGCAGGACUGAAGGCCCUGACGCCCCAACUCCGCUUGGCAACAGGAAGCUGUGCUCCGGGCCACUGAAGGGAGCGGAACCUGCGAACCCAACCAGAUUUAGACCCCAAAUGGCACAGUGGGAGAUGCUGCAGAAUCUUGACAGCCCGUUUCGGAAUCAGCUGCACAAGCUGUACUCAAGCAGCCUUCUGCCAGUGGACGUUCGAGAGUACUUAGCUGUCUGGAUUGAAGACCAGAACUGGCAGGAGGCUGCGCUGGGCAGUGAUGAUUCCAAGGCUAACAUGCUCUUCUUCCACUUCUUGGACCAAUUAACUAAUGAGUGUGGUCGCUGCAGACAAGACUCUGAGUGCUUGUUGCGACAGCACAACUUACGAAAAUUCUACCGGGAUAUCCAGGCCUUUUCCCAGGGUCCCACCAAAUUGGCUGAGAUGAUCUUUAAUCUCCUUCUGGAAGAAAAAAGAAUUCUGAUCCAGGCUCAGAGGGUUCAGUUGGACCAAGGUGAGCCAGCCCCCGAUGUACCACCUGUGGAGAGCCAGCAGCAUGAGAUUGAAUCCCGGAUCCUGGAAUUAAGGGCUAUGAUGGAGAAGCUGGUGAAGUCCAUCAGCCAGUUGAAAGACCAGCAGGAUGUCUUCUGCUUCCGAUACAAGACCGGUACCCCAGUGAGGGCUUCCUCUUUGGACCCGCAUCAGACCAGACAACAGCAACUUCUUCAGGAAACUCUCAAUGAACUGGACAAAAGGAGGAAGGAAGUGCUAGAUGCUUCCAAAGCCCUGCUGGGUCGAUUAACUACGCUAAUCGAACUACUGCUGCCAGAGUUGGAGGAGUGGAAAGGCCAGCAGCAAAAAGCCUGCAUUGGAGACUCCAUGGACCAUGGGUUGGAACAGCUGGAGAAGUGGUUCACGGAUGGAGCAAAGUUCUUGUUUCACCUGCGGCAGCUGCUGAAGGAGCUGAAGGGAUUGAGUCGCAUGGUUAGCUAUAUGGAUGACCCCCUGACCAAAGGCGUGGACCUGCGGGAGGCCCAGGUCACAGAGUUGCUACAGCGUCUGCUCCACAGUGCCUUUGUCGUAGAAACCCAGCCCUGCAUGCCUCAAACUCCCCAUCGACCCCUCAUCCUCAAGACUGGGAGCAAGUUCAUGGUCCGAACAAGGCUGCUGGUAAGGCUCCAGGAAGGCAAUGAGUCACUGACAGUAGAAGUUUCCAUUGACAGGAAUCCUCCUCAAGUACAAGGCUUCCGGAAAUUCAACAUUCUGACCUCAAAUUGGAAAACUUUGACCCCCGAGAAGGGGCAGAGACAGGGCUUAAUUUGGGACUUCGGGCACCUGACUCUGGUGGAGCAACGUUCAGCUGGCUCAGGAAAGGGCAGCAAUAAGGGGCCGCUGUGUGUGACAGAGGAACUGCACAUUAUCAGCUUCACAGUCAAAUACACCUACCAGGGUCUGAAGCUGGAGCUGAAAACAGACACCCUCCCUGUGGUGAUUAUUUCUAAUUUGAACCAACUCUCGAUCGCCUGGGCCUCGAUUCUCUGGUUCAAUCUGCUCAGUUCAAACCCCCAGAACCAGCAGUUCUUCUCCAACCCCCCCAAAGCCCCCUGGAGCCUCCUGGGCCCUGCUCUCAGUUGGCAGUUCUCCUCCUACAUUGGCCGCGGCCUCAACCCAGAGCAGCUGGGCAUGCUGAGGGACAAGCUGUUUGGGCAGAACUCCAGGGUGGGGAGUGCGAUGUUGUCCUGGGCUGACUUCACCAAGCGUGAGAGCCCCCCUGGCAGGCUGCCAUUCUGGACGUGGUUGGACAAAAUUCUGGACCUCGUACAUGACCAUUUGAAGGAUCUGUGGAAUGAUGGCUUCAUCAUGGGCUUUGUAAGCCGGCGUCAGGAAAGACGGCUGCUGAAGAAGACCAUCUCUGGCACCUUUCUGCUGCGCUUCAGCGAAUCGUCGGAAGGCGGCAUCACCUGCUCCUGGGUGGAGCACCAGGACGAUGAUAAGGUGCAGAUCCACUCCGUGCAGCCCUACACCAAGGAGGUGCUGCAGUCACUCCCGCUGACCGAAAUCAUCCGCCACUACCAGCUGCUCGCUGAGGAGAACAUACCCGAGAACCCACUGUGCUUCCUCUACCCCCGAAUCCCCCGGGAUGAGGCUUUUGGUCGCUACUACCAGGAGAAAGUUAAUCUCCAGGAACAGAGGAAAUACCUGAAACAUAGACUCAUUAUGGUCUCUAACAGACAGGUGGAUGAGCUACAACAACCGCUGGAGCCUGGACUUGAGCCAGGACAGGAGGCAUCAGAGCUGGAGCCAGGGGUGGCACCAAAGCCAGAGCCAGGGGAACACUUGGAGUUAGAGCCACUGCUAGAGGCAGGGCUGGAUCUGGGGCCCAUGCUGGAGCCCAUGCUAGAGUCUGCUCUGGAGCCCAUCAUGGAGCCCAUGCUGGAGCCUGCACUGGAGCCCAUGCUGGAGCCUGCACUGCAGCCCAUGCUGGAGCCUGCUCUGGAGCUCACACCAAGCAUAGUACCAGAAUCAAACCUGGGACCAGAGAUGAAGCUGGAGACCAUUCUAGAGCCUGUAUCACAGCCAGUGCCAGAGCCAGAUUUGCCACAUGAUCUGAGAAACUUAAACACUGAGGAUAUGGAAAUCUUCAGAAACUGUAUGAAGAUUGAAGAAAUCAUGCCAAAUGGUGACCCACUACUGGCUGACCAGAGCACCAUGGAUGAGACUUACGUCUUCUGCCCCAGCCAUUUUGAGACAGAUGGGUCCUUGAUGCCUCCCGACUACUAGGAACGACAAGUCCUCUGUUCUUUCUCUAUCUCUCGUCCUCCUACCGUCCAAAUCAUAAUGUUGCUCUCAAGGCAUGUGCCCCUUCUAGGCUGGGUGAACCCUGGGAUUUUGGACAAGAGGGGAAAGCAGAACAUGGCUAUAGAAGGGGCACCAACCAAUCAGAACAGAUGCUGAAUGAGGCUUUAACCAGCAUCUGGAGGCUGCCUGAUAGGCUGAGGAUGUGUGGGAGUCCUGGGGGUGGGCCAGGACAGUUGGGGGUGGCGUGGAGGCUUUCCCAGCACGGAAAGAUUUCAACAUGCAAAUAUCUGGGAAGGCUAAACUGGUGCACACUGGCAUUGGCUCUUGCUGGGGAGGGAGACGUGUUAGGACUCCAUUUCUCUCUUCUGGCUUCUUCAUGUCAAGUAAACUUUUCCCCUUCUUCUCCCCCUCACUCCUGACUCAAGUCUGGAAUUCCUUCUUUUCCUGCAGGGGCUGAGAGCUUUCUGCCUCACCCCACCAUGUAAAGCUCCAUCGUGAAGAAGGGGAGAAAGGGUAGACCUCCUCUUCUUGUCAGUCUCCCCCACCAAGCUGGCCACACCCAUCCCACCCCCAUAAAGUGGUCCUGCAUGUCUAAUGUGCCUGCGUAGCUUUGCACACUAACUUGUCUGCUCAGUCUCCACUUUUCCGUUGUUUAGGAGACAAAUCAUUCCUGGAUUCCAGGGAUGGUGAUGUGGGUGGGAACUUAGGAAUUGCUUUUAUAGUACUGGGCAGAGUUUGGUAUUUUUACAGAAGAAGAGAAGCCCUGGAUCUUAGCUAUCUCUCUAUUAGAUAUCAUCCCCUUUCUUUUGUACAGUCUGUUGUUUACCUGAAAGGAGGGUAUCUAUUCCUGAGUGUAUAGCUGGGCAAAGACCAAGUUUCUAGAACCUUGAAGGUUUAUCAUGGGACUCUGGAGAACCUUACACAUUCACCACUCCCAGGAAACCCCAGAAAACAACUGUCCUUGCUCCACAAUGUGCUGUGGGUGUAACUUGAGACAUAAAAGAAAAUGAGGUCCUGUUCAUGUGGCUUCUUCAUGCCUGGUGUGUCAGAGGAAUGACCCUUCAUUAAAGGGUCUUUCUGAGCAGAAAUGGCUAACAAACUUUGUGCUGACCUGGAAGUGCUUCAUCUCUGAACUCCUUUACUUUUCUGCUCCCCAAAACUCGUGACCUUGGCGAUACCAGCAUGCCCUGUUGGGAUGAGGUCAGCAAAUUGUGGCCUCUCUUCCCCUUAGCCCAGUAUGUCUCUCUUGUCGUGUUUCUUCUUUCUUCUUCUCUCCUUUGUUUAGAGCAGCCCCUCCAUCCCCUAGACUCUUCCAUGGGGUGUUUGACGUAUAGAUGGGCAGUGGGGGUGACGGGAGUGGGAAGAACUUGUAGUUAUAUAACUAGCCUAGGGUCACUCGCUGCUUAGUGAAAAAGCCAAGAUACAAACCUGGAUCUGCCUGACUCA